Messenger RNA from Funneliformis geosporum, 186 nucleotides. Lineage: Eukaryota; Fungi; Glomeromycota; Glomeromycetes; Glomerales; Glomeraceae. The record is from the annotation of a GenBank genome assembly.
AUGGAAUUCGAUAUACUGGAAGAAGUAACAGCAUUGCCUAAACUGACGAAAAUAGCGGCAAAGAUCAUUUCAUUUAUUCACAAUCUAAAUAAAAAAUAUCAAGCGUUACUAAAGAAAGCGGCUGAUUAUUGUUUAGAUGAAGAUAAUAACUGGGAUUCACCACUAAAGUUGAAAGGUUGUCAUUAA